AUGCCACCAUCUCUUGGCUCGAGCAUGAUUGAUCAGGGUUCUUUGGCGGUUGUUGCCUUGUCGCGCCUUCUCGGCUGGCUAUACACACUUGCAUGGUCGCUGUCGUUCUAUCCGCAAGUGAUCCACAACCACACAGCGCGCUCUACGCGCGGUCUCUCAUCGGACUUUGUUGCACUCAACGCCGUUGGGCAUGCAUCCUACCUGGCCUACAACACUUUACUACUCUACUAUGCUCCCGUUCGUAAGGCGUAUCGUCAUACACAUGGUGGUCGGGAUAAUGUGGUGCAGUUCAACGACUUUGCAUUCUCACUCCACGCCACCCUACUUGCCCUCAUCACCCUUGCCCAAUACCUCCGAUACCGUAAAAACGACCAGGAAGUUUCAAGACCCGUCAGACUAGGCCUCGCAGGUGCACUUACAGCUGGCGUCUUUCUGGCAGGUGCAAAACGCCUCAAGCUCGUCAACUGGUUGCAUAUCGUCAACGCCUUCUCGAGCUUAAAGCUGGCAGUAACUCUGACCAAGUACAUUCCGCAGCUCAAGUUGAACAGAGAUAGAAGGAGUACACAGGGCUUUGCCAUCGAGAAUGUUUUGCUCGAUCUGGCAGGUGGAAGUCUUAGUCUGGCUCAACUCGUCCUAGAUGCGGUAGUGAUGCAGGGAAGUUGGUCGGGCGUCGCUGGGGAUUGGGGUAAACUCGGACUCGGUUUACUCAGUUGCGCGUUUGAUGCGGCGCUCAUGUACCAGCAUUACAUCCUCUAUCCCCAACACGAGUCCGAUUCGCAGGAACCGUCGGAAACGGAUCCCCUCCUCCCAUCUUCAUCGCGCUAG
Molecule: messenger RNA, 825 nt
Organism: Moesziomyces antarcticus
Lineage: Eukaryota; Fungi; Basidiomycota; Ustilaginomycetes; Ustilaginales; Ustilaginaceae
Product: lysosomal cystine transporter
Exons: 1
Coding region: 1-825 (274 amino acids)
Biological process (GO): L-cystine transport
Cellular component (GO): fungal-type vacuole; vacuolar membrane
Molecular function (GO): L-cystine transmembrane transporter activity
Source: RefSeq, a predicted model, not a curated record